GCAACUUGAAUUCGGCUCCUGGGAAGAAGUGCUUUCGAUUUCAGUGAGGCUCGGAGGAAGAAAUUCGCGCUGGAAAUGGUUGAUCGAGACAGAGAGUGGGACUUUCACCUCAGGGCGUUAUCUUCGAGUGCCAGAGAUUCCAGUUUUGCCAAUGAUCCUGCUUCCGAUCAUUCUCUCCUGAAUUCGGUGAAGAAGCUUCAUGAAUUGUGUAAAGCUGAGAAAUCUGAAGAUUUGAUAGCCAGAGUUUACCCGCAGCUUAACAAAAUUUUUCAACGCUCGGUGGCUUCAAUUUCUCAAUCUCAAACUUCUAACGGCCUUCUUUUACUGGCCAUUCUUCAAUUUUUCCUUGAUUUCGGGGAGGUGGUUCUACAUGAUGCUGAUUCUAAUCUGAGAACUUUUUUCCGUUCAUGUUUGAGCCGUGAGUUUGCAGACCCUGCUGUUGCAGAAGCAACAAUAGAUUUUCUCAAUCUCAACCAGAAAAAACUUCUGACUUCUUUUCCUACGUUGCUCCCUCAGUUUUUCCCAUUAAUGCUCAAGCUAAUUGCGUGGAACGGAGAGAAAUUAGAAAAAUCAUUUCUGAGGGUGUUUCCUGCAUUGAUGUCCCCUGGGUCACUUCUUCCACUGUUCCCAUCUCUUGUAGACUUACCAAUACUGGUGGUGGCAUUAGAAAAGGUGGAACGGAACUCAGGAUCAUUGAUUGGCAGCAGCAUAGCUUCACUCCAGAAGAGUACGGCUCCUGAGAUGCUGCUUGCGCUUAUGGAUGAAGCUUAUACUGGAUCAACUAUAGGGGAUGGAGGGGCAGACUCUGAAUCUGAGGAUAGCAAUACAAUGGCUGUUGUUGAUCCACUGUUUCUUGAUCUCCUCAAGGAUGAAAAUGAUGGUCUUGCUGAGCGCCAUUGGGCUUCUCCUAUGGUCACUGCAGUAUUGCAGGCUGCUGCAAACACCCCCCAGUCUGAUAGGCUGAAAGAAGCACUCAAGAUGACACCUCAAUUUCUUGAUGCUUACUUUGCUAUAGCUGUGCGAGAUGUUAAUGAUUCUUUAAUAUGUGCAUUAGUUCCCCUACUUAUGGCAAGAAAUUCCACUCUCUUUCCAGAUAAAGUGUUCUCUUAUGAGGUUCAAAAGAGGCUCUUACAAUUUAUGCUUGCUGCAUUUGAUCGAUCACCUAAUUUUGUUGCACUUCUAAAGAAGCCUAUUAUCAACAGACUUGGAGAAGCUUAUGACAACCCUGCAAAGAUGGAGUUGGCAUUACAAUUGUCCUGGGCCAUAGGGGAACAUGGAGGGGGUGGCGAAUCUCACAAAGAUGCAGCUCGUGAACUUUUUGAGAGUUUGGAACUACUGUUGUAUGAAAAUCUUUCAUCCAGUCGCCUGGGCCUAGGGGAGUCAGCACCUAGCUCUGGUCGUUCAACAUCCAGAAAAGCAACACACUCGAGACUUCUAUGUUUUGUUAUAACAGCAAUAGCAAAGCUUGCCACUCAUCACCACGAAUUACUUCCAAGGGCCCGGGUAGCUCUAACCAAGGUGGCUCGUUCUAAAAUAUCGGAUGUGAGGGUCUGGAGGCGAGCUCGUGAUUAUCUGGGUUUAAUGAAUGAACCUGCAAUAUGUUUGUCGAUCUUGGGUCCUUCACGGCCUUCGCACGGGUACAAACAGAACCCAGGCACUGUCAAUUGGAAUGAAGGUGCCAAGAAAAUUGUUGCUGAUAUACCCUUUUACAUUCUCAGUGAACAAGAAGGCCCACCCUUCCAUGACUUCUCAUUCUCGGACAUCCUUCCAGGAAGAUAAUGCAGAUGACUUUGAAGCCAGAAUUUUGCAUCAUCAGACCUUUCCCUAUUUUUCUUGGCUCAGGACAGUUGAGACUGGAGGUAUAUUAUGAAUAAUAUGACAUCUGCAAGUAUUUGUAUCUGCUGAUAAUAUGAUUUUCUGAAAUCUUUGGUUCUUCGAUUGUGGAUGCUUGGUAUGUGUUCUCAAUUUACUUAAUUCACUUGAUUUUUGGUGGUCU
Diospyros lotus (date-plum) is the source of this 1996-nucleotide messenger RNA. RefSeq lists its product as uncharacterized. Bases 76 to 1779 code for a protein of 567 amino acids. Gene Ontology annotation, cellular component: AP-5 adaptor complex. The record is from RefSeq and is a predicted model, not a curated record. NCBI's taxonomy places the organism in Eukaryota, Viridiplantae, Streptophyta, Magnoliopsida, Ericales, Ebenaceae. The transcript is spliced from 16 exons.